AUGGCUGAUUCUUUGGGGCCACCAUUACUGAAUGAUAAUUUGCUGGCCUCAAUAAAUGGACCUAAGCGACAUGCGGCCUGUGAUGAAUGCAGAAAGCGAAAGCUCAAGUGCUCGGGUGAAUUGGCAGGGUGCACUCGCUGUUUGAAACAGUCUAUCAUAUGUCACUACUCAGUGCAGAAGCAAAUGGGCCGUCCACCCAAGAAAAGAUCCCGCGAAGACGACGAUGCGCCCGACUUCUCUAGGCAUCCCAACGUCUGGCCUAGCCCAGAGGUGACCCCGCCGAACUAUUCCCAAGACGAAAAGCCCACGGUACCAGAUAUGGCGGCGCAGCUAUGUCCACAAGUCUACUGGCAAGGGCUACACGCUACGCAGCCAUCGAAUGAUAUACCUAAAGACGAAAACCAUCAAAAUUGGCGAGCAGAAAGGCCCAAAAAUCCAAAUCUCCCUAUUCCACCGUCCGAAAGUCCCUGGCCAGAUUAUUCGACAGUCACAGAAGCCACAUCUAGCCUAUACCCAGCCCAUAUAACUCUUCAAGACAACAUAGAUGCCCUUCCUCUCACGCCACCCGUCUCCAAUGCCUCCGAAUCCCCGCCCCAAUGCACCUGCUUGUCAUAUCUUUACCUCUGCCUCAGUCAUAUCUCCUCCCUUGCCUCUUUCCCCGUCAACUCUCACACUCUCUGCUCUCUCUAUAUCGCCGCGCGAACAGCGCAGAGCGUUAUCCGUUGCGAAGCUUGUCCGAAGGUCUUCGCCACUGGCGUCCAAAAUGUCAUGUUCACCGGUACCCUUCUGACUGUCGUCGCGGAUGCCUGGUUACGUGUAUAUCACAGCGAUGCGUCCCAACUAGGACCUCAAUCAGCAUCACCCGAGUAUGUGUCGCGCGUGCUACAAAGUGAAGAUCCAGCGCAAUCUUGGAACAUCUGGCUCCGUCAGAUCGUCUGCCGCGCUGUUAUCGGCGGAAGCCUUGAAGCCGACGCCGUCGCGAGGUGCUCUGAUCAACCGAGUUUGUUAUCGCUCAUUACAGAGGUCGAAGCUCGUCAACGCCGAUGGCAUGAACCGGGUCAACAUCCGUUCAAUGGGUUCGAUCCCAUGGAUCCUGAAUCAUCUUGUGAUCCACUUGUGUCCCAAGAGAAUGGGAAUCACGAUCAGCAUGAAGAAAAAGAACUUCUAUGUCUGAGGGUUGUUGGGAGUGCGCGAGCUGUCAUUGCCAAGUUCAACUUUGAUCCAUCUGAGUUUCCCGAUGGUUUUGCCCCUGAGAAUUUGACGCCUGAAUCGAUUUGA
Messenger RNA from Penicillium maclennaniae, 1278 nucleotides. Its product is annotated as Zn(II)2Cys6 transcription factor rglT. The coding region runs from base 1 to 1278 and encodes 425 amino acids. Gene Ontology annotation, cellular component: nucleus. Gene Ontology annotation, molecular function: sequence-specific DNA binding; zinc ion binding; DNA-binding transcription factor activity, RNA polymerase II-specific. NCBI's taxonomy places the organism in Eukaryota, Fungi, Ascomycota, Eurotiomycetes, Eurotiales, Aspergillaceae. The record is from RefSeq and is a predicted model, not a curated record. The transcript has 2 exons. Gene Ontology annotation, biological process: positive regulation of transcription by RNA polymerase II.